CUGCUCGCCUUUCUUUUCCUACUCUUCCUUCUCUUAUUCAUUUUUUGCUUGUUUUUUGCCUCCUUUUCUACCUCUGCCUCCUCUUCCUUCUUUGAUCUUUUCACUUUUAGCCGAACCGUUCAAGCUGCUGUCAGGGAGAAAGCUGUCGCCCAGCUGUUUGCUCUUGUCCAGGGCAAGGCGAAGCAGAUCAUUUUUGCUCAUGACACGGUGCGAAUCAUUCAGUGUUUGAUGGCUGUAAAGAACCGAGAUAUUCGGAAUAAGCUUUUCGAUGAACUAAAAGGCGAUGUGCUGGAAAUUGCGAAAACAAAGUAUGGCCGAUUUUUUGUAAUAAAGAUGCUGAAAUAUGGAACUCCCUUCCAGCGUAAAUACGUCAUCGAAUGCUUUUAUAAGCACAUCCCUGAACUCGUCCAUCACACGUACGCGUCCGACGUGGUCGAGUUUGCGUACAGUGGGUACUGCUCAGCACUUCAGCGGUACCACAUGGUCUCUGAAUUUUACGGUCCGCGUUUUUCUGCUUUCAAGGGGGACAAAGUUGAAUCGCUCAAUGCCGUACUUGAAGAACAACCAAUGAUGAAAGACCACAUUUUGAAAAUCCUAAAAGAACGACUGCUGGAGAUUGUCGAGGCUCUGCAGGAUCGCGUAAUGGAGAUUAUCCAUACAAGGGACGGCGUCAUCACAGCAAUGAACUGCAUCUGGUUUGCAACGCCGAAACAGCGCAAGGCCGUUAUACGAUCAAUGAAGACUCUGGUGAAGAAAAUAUGUUUGGAAGAAUAUGGUCAUAUGAUUAUGUUUGCGGUGUUCGAUUCGGUGGAUGACACGGCGUUGGUGAAUCACGUAAUUUUCAAGGUGUUAUUUUCUGAAAUGAAAACCAAUAUAAAGGAAAUUGCCGAAGACAGGUAUGGCAUCAAGGUUCUGCUAUAUCUAUUAAGUCCGCGAAAUAAGUGCUAUUUCAUUUCCGAUACGAUCGCUCUGCUGUCGAAAGGGGACGGGAACCCGCACAGUAAAAAGGAUCAGGCUGAGCGGUACCGUGAACUGCUGACAUACAUAUCUGCUGCACUGAUCACUUUCGCAGUAGACAACGUGGCGACCUUGGUGCAUGACGUCAAGCUGUUCACUCUUCUUGAAGAGAUUAGCCAGUUUGCUAUCGGUAAGGCAAAUGCGGUUUGCAAGUCUUUGCAACCGCAUAGAAUACAUAUGUACAAUCGAUUUCUGUUUCUUUCUGCAGUUUGUAAGUGA
Soboliphyme baturini is the source of this 1236-nucleotide messenger RNA. The record is from the annotation of a GenBank genome assembly. NCBI's taxonomy places the organism in Eukaryota, Metazoa, Nematoda, Enoplea, Dioctophymatida, Soboliphymatidae.